AAUCCGUUGCUCUGCCAUCUGUCGUUCUGCUCGCACGGCCAACCCAUCCCUCGUUCUGGCCUCCCUCUCUCCACCUGUAUCCUCACUGUCCUGCCUCGCCUCGCUGGACUCGGCCAUCAACACCCCGACAUCCUUCGAGAUCACGCUCGCAGCAACCCAUCACAACCCAUCCCAUCGCAAUCCAUCCCAUCGCAACCCACAGCAAUCCGCAACGCCAGCAAACAAUGACCAACUCGUUUCCUUGGGCAAAGGUCAUCAACGACCCGAUUCAUGGACACAUCAAAGUGGAUCCGGUCGCAAUGGAUUUCAUCGACACGCCUGAGUUCCAGCGUCUUCGGGAUCUAAAGCAGCUUGGAGCCGUCUACUACGUUUUCCCGGGCGCAUCGCACAAUCGCUUCGAGCACUCGGUUGGAGUCUACCACCUCGCCUCGCAGCUGGUCAAUCGCUUCAGGGCAGAGCAGCCCGAGCUCGACAUUGACGAGAGCGACGUCAAGUGCGUCGGUCUCGCCGGCCUCUGUCACGACCUCGGCCACGGCCCGUUCUCGCAUACCUUUGACCAUGUCUUUAUCAAGAAGGUCCGGCCCGAUAUCCAGUGGACGCACGAAGUGGCUAGCGAGAUGAUGCUGGAGCAGAUCGUGUCGGGCGACAACGGCAUCGACCAUGUAGAUACCUCGGAGAUGAAGUUCAUCAAGAGCCUGAUCCAGGGCGAGUCCAAACCUGGGGAGACACAUAGACGGAGAGAGAAGCAGUUCCUCUUUGACAUUGUCGCCAACAAGCGCAAUUCGAUCGAUGUCGACAAGUUUGACUAUAUUAAGCGAGACUCGUUCAACAUCGGCACGAGCUCAAGCUUUGCUCUAGACCGCCUCAUGAACCUGUCGCGGGUCGUCGAGAACCAGAUCUGCUACUCCUUCAAGGACACCUUCAACAUAUACGAGCUCUUCCACACUCGAUACUCGCUGUUCAAGCGCGUAUACACCCACAAGGUCGUCAAGGCGGUCGAGCUGAUGAUUGUGGAUGCCCUCGUUGCGGCCGACCCGCACUUGAACAUCUCGUCCAUGAUCGACGAUCCGGAGCGGUACGUGACCCUGAACGACACCAUCAUUGGCGAGAUUGAACGGAGCAAGUUGCCAGAGUUGGCCGAGUCACGGUCUGUGAUCCAGCGCAUCCGCCGCCGGCAGCUCUACCGGUGUGUUGACGAAGUAAUCGAGCCCCCGGGCUUCCGCGCGGCCCUGCGUGACGAAGUCAAUAUCCAGAACAUCCUUGCCCACCAGCCCGCUGGUGCCGGACUGCGCGAGAGCGACAUUUAUCUGGACAUGGGUAGCCUCAACUUUUCGAUGAAGGACCGCAACCCGGUCGACAAUGUCAAGUUCUACGGCAAGUACAAGCCCGAUGAGCCGUUCCACAUCCGCAAGGACAAUGUCUCGCUGCUGAUUCCUGACAACUAUGAGGAGAACGUGCUCCGGAUCUUUGCCCGCGACGAAAACAAGAUGAAGAGCAUCCAGACGGCCUUCCGCAAGUGGGUCGACCAAAUCAAUGUCGAGCUCCGGGGCCGCUCGGUGAUCGAGGACGACUCAGAUCGGCUGAGCCUUGGAUAUGAGCGCGGCGACUCCCAGCGCGACCGGAGCUGGUCGCCCCAGCGCAAUUCUGGCCGGUUCAGCUACGGCUACGGCUACGGGUCCGGUCCCGGCUACGGAUCCGCCAGCACAUCAACGACCCCGUCGCCCUCCAAGUCAGCGACAAGCAUAUACGCGGCGAUUCAGUCUCGGUCCCCGUCGCUCCCUCCGCUACCCGAUUGCGGACGAAUCGCAGCCGAGCCGUCGGGGUCACAGACGCCCGUCCGAGGACUGACGCCGAGCCAAGGCAAAACCCUGCCUCAAAACUUUGCACCGUCACCAAAGAAGCGCAAGCACUCGGAGUUUAUGUGAGGGAUCGGCGCUGUGACCCUCCCGAUCGUAUCCGCCAGGUUGGUUUGUGAGAUGCCCACGCGGUAUUUCUCGAUGCCCAAGCGCUUGAGUGCGAUGCACCUGGACGUCGCAUCUUGGCGGCAUAUCUUCCAGCAAUACACCCCGUUGCACCGA
Messenger RNA from Polychytrium aggregatum, 2078 nucleotides. RefSeq lists its product as uncharacterized. The record is from RefSeq and is a predicted model, not a curated record. Gene Ontology annotation, biological process: dGTP catabolic process. The transcript is spliced from 5 exons. Gene Ontology annotation, molecular function: dGTPase activity. Bases 225 to 1925 code for a protein of 566 amino acids. Gene Ontology annotation, cellular component: nucleus. NCBI's taxonomy places the organism in Eukaryota, Fungi, Chytridiomycota, Chytridiomycetes, Polychytriales.